AUGCAGCCUCUGGAUGGUAGCGUAUACCUUUAUUUAACCGUUCACAUAUUUUGCAUGCAGCCUACGCAAUAUAAAAUAUCAGCUAGUAAAGUUGUAUAUCGGAAAAAAUUUUAUGACAUUGGUAAUGUUUCAAAGACUUGUGCAUCCAAGUUUGUUGACCACCUUGAGUCAAUUGAUGUUAAAGUUUUGUCAUGCUACCCUGUAUUCAAGAGAAGAGAUGACAAAAUAAAACUUGAUGAAAACCACCCUUCUACGUCAUUCCGGUUGUGUGUAGAUGAGAAGUAUGCUGAAAUAGUUGAAAGAUCAAGUUCUUGGCCUGAUUAUGUUCAGGUUAGGAAUUGGGUUUUCAAUAACAACAGCAAAAGUGGCAGCACCAGAAAUGCCGAUGUCAAUGUCAGGACAUGUUCUGAUGUGAAACGAUGA
Helobdella robusta is the source of this 423-nucleotide messenger RNA. RefSeq lists its product as hypothetical. The coding region runs from base 1 to 423 and encodes 140 amino acids. The record is from RefSeq and is a predicted model, not a curated record. The transcript has 2 exons. NCBI's taxonomy places the organism in Eukaryota, Metazoa, Annelida, Clitellata, Rhynchobdellida, Glossiphoniidae.